Molecule: messenger RNA, 687 nt
Organism: Alligator mississippiensis (American alligator)
Lineage: Eukaryota; Metazoa; Chordata; Crocodylia; Alligatoridae
Product: NACHT, LRR and PYD domains-containing protein 3-like
Exons: 2
Coding region: 24-326 (100 amino acids)
Source: RefSeq, a predicted model, not a curated record
CACCCCAUCUCCUCCCCCACAGCAUGGACAGGAGGUGCGCAGACCUGGAGUCCAGCCUGAAGCACCUGGGCAAGGCAGAGCUGAAGGAGUUCAAGGUCAAACUGAACAAGUAUAAGCCCCAGGGAGGCUUCCAGCCGGUGCUGUGGAGCGAGCUGGAGAGCGCCGACGCUCUGGACAUCGUCCGGGUGCUGCGCAGCCACUUCCUGGAGCCCUACGCCUUGCAGGUGGCUGCCGACAUCAUGGCUCUCAUCAACAAGAAGGACCUGGAUUCGACGCUGCGGCAGGCCCAUGACCUGAUCUCCAUCGAAGCCAUGCAGCUGCGAUAGCCCACCUUGGACAGAGAUGCUGGAGGCUGCAGACGUGGCCGGUGACUGACCACACAGGCGGCCAAGCCAGCACAUGCCUGAGCAGCGAAUGACGUGAGUUGCAGCUGUACGCUAUGCAAUGAGUAACCAAGCAGCUUGCCUUUCCCAUGAAAGAUGGCUAGAAACCAGCUAUAGAGUUGUUUCAAGCACCAACGUUGUAGCUGGCUAAAUCUUUUGUAACUGGACGGCUAUUUUUCUAUCACGGUCAUUUCUUUAUACAUGCGGCUGGUGUGAAUAAAUGGCAUGGUGGAGCAGUCCGUGGCAUUAGAAUUACUUUGCACGGGUGGCUGAUGUGAGUUUAUUGGAUGAAUGAGAAAUUCAU